Messenger RNA from Colletotrichum karsti, 1671 nucleotides. Its product is annotated as MFS multidrug transporter. Bases 1 to 1671 code for a protein of 556 amino acids. The transcript has 2 exons. Lineage: Eukaryota; Fungi; Ascomycota; Sordariomycetes; Glomerellales; Glomerellaceae. Gene Ontology annotation, biological process: transmembrane transport. The record is from RefSeq and is a predicted model, not a curated record. Gene Ontology annotation, molecular function: transmembrane transporter activity.
AUGUCUUCAGCAGAACCACCAGUAGUGGUCCUCGACAAACCAACAACACAUAUCGAAAAAGAUGGCAAGGUCGUCUUCAAACCCUCCCGCGAGUUCCUCCUCGCCUUCGGCGCCCUCUGCACCAUCGCCCUCGCCGUCGCCUUCGACGCAACGACCCUCUCCGUCGCCCUCCCAACGAUGAGCUCAGAGCUCGGCGGCACCGCGCUGCAAGCCUUCUGGAGCGGAACGUCCUUCCUCCUGGCCUCGACCGUGCUCCAGCCCACAGUCGCCGGACUGAGCACCAUCUUUGGUAGGAAAUACCUCAUCUACGUCUCGGCCCUCUUCUUCGCUGUGGGCUCCAUCAUCGGCGCCGUCGCCAACGACUUCACCGUCAUCAUUGCCGGACGCACCAUCCAGGGCAUCGGCGGCGGCGGCAUCCUCGCCCUCUGCGAGGUCAUCGUCACGGACCUCGUCCCGCUCGCCGUCCGCGGCCAGUGGUUCUCGCUGCUCUCCGCGGUCUGGUCCAUCGGCACCGUCACGGGACCCCUGAUCGGCGCCGGCUUCGCGCAGAACGUGACCUGGCGCUGGAUCUUCUGGAUCAACCUGCCCGUCGUCGCCCUCGGUGUCGUCAUGAUCUUCUUCUUCCUGAAGCAGGCCAAGGUGCCGGGCCACAUCAUGGCGAAGCUCGGCCGGUUCGACUGGCUUGGCAGUUUCCUAUUCACCGCGGGCUCCACGAGUUUUCUCUUCGGCCUCUCCACGGGCGGCGUCAUGUACGAGUGGAAAUCCUUCAGAGUGCUUCUCCCGCUGAUCCUCGGCAUCUUCAUCCUCGUCGUCUUCGGAGUCUGGGAGCUUAGGUUUGCGAAGGAGCCCAUGAUCGACAAGGGUAUCUUCAACAACUGGACAAUGAUUGCGAACUACAUCAUGACGGUCUUUCACGGCAUGAUUCUCUGGUCCCUUCUUUAUUUCCUCGUUCUCUACUACCAGGCCGUUAAAGGCUACUCUCUCGUCAUCUCCGCAGUCGCCGUCCUCCCCGAGACCCUGACCGUUGCCCCCGCCGCGAUGGCCGUCGGCCUCGUCGCCGGCAUCACGGGCCGCUACCGCUGGUCCAUCUGGGCCGGCUGGGUCAUCACCACACUCGGUGCCGGCCUCCUCUGCCUCAUGCGGCCCGGCACCACGAUCCCGGCCUGGGUCUGGCUCAACAUCCCCAUCGGGCUCGGCACUGGCAUGCUGUUUCCGGCCAUGGCACUCUCGAUCCAGGCGGCGUGCGAGCCGGCCCUCAACGGCCAGGCCGCCGCCUUCUACUCCUUCCUGCGCACCUUCGGCCAGUCCGUCGGCGUCGCCGUCUCGGGCGUCAUCUUCCAGAACGCCUUCCGCGAGCGUCUCGCCGACGUCCCAGACCUGGCCCACCUCGCCGACGAGUACUCCCGCGACGCCACCAUCGUGGUCGAGAUCAUCAAGCAGAUGCCGUCGGAUAGCCUCAAGGCCGAACUGGUCACGGCGUACUGCGACGCGCUGAGGUCGAUCUGGAUCAGCCUGAUCGCGUUUUCCGGGUUCUGUAUGAUCCUCAGCAUCACCGUCAAGAGGUACAGUCUCGAGCAGGAGCAUGUCACUCAGCAGGGACUGGUCACGAGCGAGGACACUGAUAGAGAAGACUUGAGGGACGUGGAGAAGGGGAGGAAGAAUGGCGAGUGA